AUGGAUGAGUUUGAAGAGGAAUCCGAGGAUGAAACUGAUGAGGAGAUUGCUCCUCAAGUUCAGAUUGAUGGUGAAUUACAAGGUGAAGGCGCUGCCAGAACUGAGCAAGCAGCCGAAUCUGUUGAAGCUCCUCAUGCCCAGGAGGAAAGAAGGGAGACUUCUCAGCAUUCCAGCUAUAGACUGUCAGAAGAUUCUGAUCAUGAACUUGACUUACGCGAUGGAAGGGGCUGGUCUGUCAUAUCCGAUCAACAAAAGGGAUUGGUUGAUGCUCUACGUGACCUGUUGCCAGAUGCGGAGCAUAGGAACUGUGCAAGGCAUGUAUAUGCAAACUGGAAAUCUAAAAACAAGACAGAUCGGGUCCGCAAAGUAUUCUGGAAGUGUGAGGUGAAGAUGGGUAAUUCAGGGCAUGGCCUGAAGCCACUGGUUAUCCAGUAUUCCCUCCCAAGCAAAGGGCGCAACCUGGAAGGCCAAAGGGGAACUGUCAUCCACUGCAGCAAGUGUGGAGCUGAGGGGCAUAAUGCACGGACCUGUAAAGAGCCUGUUUCAAAUGCUGCCCCCGAGAGACAGGGAAACAUAAUUACAGCGAGGAGAACUCGCGCGACCCACAAUGAAAGAACUUGUCCUAUAAACCAAGGGAGUGGAAUACAGCAUGUGAGGUUAAAUGUUGGUGAUCGAAGGACAAUUGCACGCGAGAUGCGAGUUGCAACAGCUGGAAUCGGUGUAUAUGUGAAUGAGACCACUGGAAAUACAUAUGUUAGGCUGAACGGAGCAAAUGGUCGUCCAGUGGGUGGAAGUCAGCCAACAGUGGUGGAUGUCCAAGGAAGUCAGCCACCUGUCACACAACCUUAG
Linum trigynum is the source of this 849-nucleotide messenger RNA. NCBI's taxonomy places the organism in Eukaryota, Viridiplantae, Streptophyta, Magnoliopsida, Malpighiales, Linaceae. The record is from the annotation of a GenBank genome assembly.